AUGAUGUUUUCACAUCCAAGCAUGUCUACCGCUGUGGCAGCCAAAGCAGAGGUGCCCCUGGCACAAUCCUUUGCCAUGUUGGCCAAUGGAGAGUUCUGCGACGUCUCGCUGCGAGCCAAUGAUGGAGUGCUCAUACCUGCCAAUAGCAUGGCCUUGUCUGUUCGCAGUGGAUACUUCAAGAGCCUGUUCCAAAAGAGACGAUCCAAGCAAGGCAAAAACAGUGGCUAUGUAGUACCUAUUGGACUUUCCAGCAACAUUCUAUUGGCUAUUGUGGAGUACAUCCAUACGGAUACACCCAGUAUCUUGAGGGAGAUGACCAUUGACGCGAGAUCCACUGGCAAGCCUACUGUCGACUUCAUGAAAAAGUUCCAGGAAUUGCUGCCGCUGACAGAAGCAGCCAUUUCUGUUGGAUUGCCGGGGCUGUAUCAAAAGGUGCAGUUUUGUCUCUCCUCCAUCCUCGCGGUCUGUCCUGGACUGACCUUUGCCAUUUUGGCAGCAUCGAAGCAAGAGGGUCCUGCCAUUUCGAGGGAACUCGAGAAACAGGCCCAGAAAGUGGUCGGCUCGGUCAUUCCCGUACCCGAGGCACUGAAUGAAAUUGUACUGGGGGGCAUUGACGUUGACACUCUGAGGGCCAUCCUUCAAGACAUUCAGCGUGAAAACAAACUGGACGUCCUCGGUAUUGAUUUCCUGCUCAGCGCCUGGUCAGAAAGCAACCCGUCCAUACCCGAUGAAACCAAAGAACAUCGAUUAGACGAGGCCAAGUCCUUGAUGCAUCAUGUGGAACUUGGAUGUUGGCCGCUGCAGUGGAAGCAUACCGGAUCACAAAUUUUUGCCAGUGGCAUACGCUGGAAUUCGGAUUGCUUAGACUUUGUUUGUGGUUUAGGUGGAACCUAUCAGUGGACGGUCAACACAGAUGCUACUUCUAACAAGAAAAUGUUUGGCUCUCACAUUUGGCUUGGCGUGAUGAAGAAGAAAUCCACUGGUGAGGAUACUAUUAGCUUUGAUAUACCCGAGUAUUGUGGCCAACAUACGGAUUGUUGGGGUAUCUGCGGACCAAGUUCAGAUCGUGAUGGUCCGUUGUCCGGUCACGCAGCCAGGCUUUUUGGAAAGAAUGGAUCACGUAAUGUCAUCACGAUGAGCCUGGACUUGUCAGACAACAAUAGAAGCAACGGAUCCCUUUCCAUCUCCGUUGACAGACAACAAUCCAUUCGAGUGGUUUCCAACCUGCGAGCUCAUCUGGAAGGGGCCGUUGGCUUUGUGCCGGCUGUGUCGUGCAUGUUUGCAAGUGUCAACAUUGUCAGUUUCCGGAAAUUGACAUACAACGAUCGAUAG
Molecule: messenger RNA, 1332 nt
Organism: Seminavis robusta
Lineage: Eukaryota; Bacillariophyta; Bacillariophyceae; Naviculales; Naviculaceae
Source: the annotation of a GenBank genome assembly